AAAGUCAUUUGACAUUCAGUUUUCAACACUUUAGUGUAUGACUGCGACGUCAUAUUUGUGUUUAUAAAACUAAUUUUAUGCAAUAGGAAAUAGGAAAUCCUAUUAAACUGCAUAUUGUGCAUAGUUCUAACAGCUCAAUAUAAAUUUGUAGAGAUGAGUGGUCCCAACCCUCCUUGUGACUGGCAAAUUAGCCGGAAACUGGUAAAAGAAAGGGGUCAGUACUUGCUUGAGACUGGAAUAUGGAGUGAUUGUCGGUUUAUUGUUGGUUCCGAACCCAAUCAGCAAGUUUUAGAGGGCCACAAAUUGUUCCUCGCAAUGUCCAGUCCAGUAUUCGAGGCAAUGUUUUUUGGGGGCAUGGCCGAGAAAGAUCCAAUUGCUAUUUUAGACGUGCAGCCCGAUGCUUUCAAAGCUCUUCUUGAAUAUAUUUACACGGACAAAAUUAAUUUGACAUCAUUUGACCAAGCUUGCGAAUUAUGUUAUGGGGCUAAGAAGUACAUGCUGCCACACCUUUUAAAAGAAUGUACAACGUAUUUAUGGUCGGAUCUGUACCCAAAAAAUGCUUGUAGAGCUUACGAAUUUGCUAAAUUGUUUGAAGAACCGCAAUUGCUGACCAAAUGCAUUCGGAUUAUACGUGAUCAAACUGAGGAAGUAUUGGCCGAAACAAGUUUUGAAGACGUGGAACUCAGCACAAUUCUAACAAUUCUUGAUCAGGAUGUGCUAAAUGUCAAGUCUGAACUGGAUCUGUUUACAGCGGUUUGCAAAUACGCUGCAAAACAUAAUCAAACAUCAGGUGCGAAAGUACCUAGACUAGAUGAUGGGUUAGGAGGUGCAUCAGGAGAAAGAAGUAAUUCUAAUCAACCAACAAUUCGUACCGCUAUUAAAAAAAUUCGAUUUUUAACACUUACACCACAACAGUUUGCUGAAGGCCCUGGAAAAUCCUCGUUACUAAGCGAACCUGAUAAGUUCGCCAUUUUAAUGAAUAUUUGUUCACCGAGUGCUGGAACAAGUAUGCCCGAAGGUUUUUGUACACUGACGGAGCGCCGAUCGAAGCCACAUAAAUUGUAUUCCGAAACUGUGCCCAUGGAUACUUCGCGAACUUCAAUGAUUCAAUUUGCAUCUUUAAUAGCAGAAACUUUCAAGGAUUCUACUAAGAAGAUGAUCUGCAACCGCAUGUUGUUGAGAACGACUGAUUGCAUGAACACGAGCGUUUUAGAUUGUGCUGUAACAUUUUCGUGUGAUAAAAAUGUGUGCGUUUAUGGUGUAAAGGUUCCUGCUCAAAUUCCCACAGCAGAUGAGAGAUACGAUCCAUUCAGCAUGGUGUAUGGAGAACUGCUUUAUGCUCAUUUGCUUGAUGCUGAGGGCAGUCGACUUACUUACACCCACUUUACGAGUAGGGUGCAAUAUCACUCUCUUGUUGAGAUAUCAUUCAAUCGACCGAUAUACAUCCAAAAGAAUAAGAUGUAUAAAGUAGGAGUGGUGUUGAACAAAACAGGCUGUUAUCCAAUUGGAUCAUACCCGUAUCAAUCAACUUGCAACGGCGUUACGUUCACUUUCACACAAGGUCAAGGUGGAGAUUCUGUGCGAGAUGGGUUAAUUCGGUCAAUAAUUUUCGCAUUUCCACCAUCAAGUAAUCCCAACGCAAACCCAGAAAUUCCUGGUGAUCAUAAUAUUCAACCAAGUUUAAUGUAAUUAUUUAUUGUAAUGUUCCAUAAUGUGUGUUAUUAUAUUGGUUGACUCUAUUUGGCAUUCGCCAGAGGUUUCGUGGCGUAUUGUUAUUUUGUAUGCUAAUAAAGUCAUUGAGGAUGUAUUUGAA
Messenger RNA from Dendroctonus ponderosae (mountain pine beetle), 1813 nucleotides. RefSeq names its product BTB/POZ domain-containing protein 6. The record is from RefSeq and is a predicted model, not a curated record. Gene Ontology annotation, cellular component: cytosol; P-body. The transcript has 8 exons. Gene Ontology annotation, biological process: neurogenesis. NCBI's taxonomy places the organism in Eukaryota, Metazoa, Arthropoda, Insecta, Coleoptera, Curculionidae. Bases 154 to 1689 code for a protein of 511 amino acids. Gene Ontology annotation, molecular function: protein binding.